CAUGUUUUGCCAUGUGCUGAUGGUGAAUUACAUAUUUGUUUUCCAAAAGACGUUAAAUUAUACUGUAUAAAAACAACUAUGAAUAUUUAUAUUAUUUUUAGGAUUUAGAGACAUACAAUGAUUUAUUCAGAACUCGUCACACCCUCUUCAGGGAAUUGUAUUAUAUACGCAAGAACAGGAUUGCUGCUAUAAUGAUAAAAAGAAUAUUGGCUAAAUCAAAUCAAAACCCUAUAAUCAGAUAUGAAGACAGACGAGUGACUUUACCUGAAGCUACACAGAGCAUGCUUGCUUACUCUCAACUCAAUGAUGGGAUUCUCAGUGUCAUUAAAAUAUUGGUUGAUGAUCACGAAGUACAAGAAUUGUCAAGUUGUUUGGACUCUAUGAAAGUUAUUGGUCAGAUUGGUUAUAUUGAACCAACAAUUGAAUGGAAUGUGGAUAGAAUAAAACAAAGCAUUGAAGGAAGCGUUAAAACUGACAAUAUAGCAGGCCACCUCAUAAUUGAUCCUAUAAAGUCUGGAUAUGAGAAUCAUGUAUCUCUCUCACAAUACUAUUACACUAGUGAUGGUAGUACAGGACAAUGGACUGAUAAAUGGGCACAACCAACGCAGAAUGCUAGUGAAUUAAAAAUACGUAUAUUUCUUGUAAGUGGUGACAGAGAACUCAUACAUGAAGUACAAAAAGCACUACAGAAAUUAAUAACAGAUGAACAACGUGAUGGGGGAAUUUAUCCUGAUCAAGAUAAUGAUAAUUUGAUGCCACCACUUUAGAAGCUGGAGCAGAAUUAACAUAAUAAAGACAUACAUGUAAUAUCUCGCUACUUACAUGUACAUGUAGUGUGCUACAACUUAUAAUUAUUAAUUAACACAAGCUGAUUGUUUUAAUAGAAACAGUUUGACAAUUGUCUCAUAA
Amphimedon queenslandica is the source of this 909-nucleotide messenger RNA. RefSeq lists its product as uncharacterized. Lineage: Eukaryota; Metazoa; Porifera; Demospongiae; Haplosclerida; Niphatidae. The coding region runs from base 192 to 767 and encodes 191 amino acids. The transcript has 9 exons. The record is from RefSeq and is a predicted model, not a curated record.